This is a messenger RNA of Coccinella septempunctata (seven-spotted ladybird), 3074 nucleotides long. RefSeq lists its product as uncharacterized. The transcript has 2 exons. The record is from RefSeq and is a predicted model, not a curated record. Lineage: Eukaryota; Metazoa; Arthropoda; Insecta; Coleoptera; Coccinellidae. Bases 609 to 3074 code for a protein of 821 amino acids.
AUAGUUGACCUGUGUUUCAUUUAGGUUAUGUUGUUGUUUUUGUUUUUGGUAGUUCUUAUUUUUCGUUCAUGUAAAGCAGAUUUCUUGUCUACCAUUUGUUAGGAUUAUUCUAACUCUUUUUGAUGCAUGGUCUUGAUGUUUGUCUUUAAUUUAUUAUAUUUUUAUCUCUUCGACAUUUUCAAAUAUUUUACUUAUAUGUACAUCGUAUGUUUAUAUUGGUUGAUUUAAUUUAUUUGUUAGUUCAUUUAUUUUUAACUGUUUGAUGGAAUAUUGUUUCAUGUUUUCUCUGAGAUUCGAUACAUGUUUUCUAUGUGUUGACAGAUUUCAUUUUCGGUUUUUUUAAAAAUUUUAUGUGUUUUUUGACUUCCUUUAUGAGUUCGCAAUGUCGGUGGAUUUCUAGUUUCAUGAUUGAUACAAGUAAAGGUUCGUUUGGUUUGUCUCGCCUGAAGAAGGAUCAAAUAAGAUCCGAAACUGUAGCGAAAUAAAUCGUUUUUAUAUUAACUUCUUUGCCUAUAUCCGAAACCUACAAUAAGUUUAUCCAUCAAAGGCAAUCUCCCAGUGGUAUUAUAUAUAUUUUUCGGUGAAAUCUCUAGCAACGUCCAUCUGUCAUGGCAUUCUUUGAGGAUAUUGCAGAUUUAUAUGAGGAAACAGCUAGAACCCUUUUAAAAGACUGGUCAUCUCUUCGGAAGAAGUUGGUGACAUUGGAGAGUAGGAAGAUGUUUUUAACAGCGUGUAGAAGGCGUAAGCUCAUUCCUAGACAUAUCAAGCAGAAUUUUGGAUCUAUUUAUGGUAUGUUGAUAUUCGAUCAUCCCUAUAAGAGAUGUGUUGAUAGAGUGAUCGCAGCAUUCAAGAAUAAAUGUCUGAAUUUGGAAAUUUGGAUCACAUUUUGGAAAAUCAGUCAGAUUCAGAGUAGUAUCAGAAUCAUAAUUGAGAAAGUCUCUUCAAUACUACCACAUGUAGUCAUUCAGAACUUCAUUUUCAUGCAGGAUAGGUCUUUUGGACGACUCAAUCAUAGAUUGUGUGCUUCUCUCAAUAAGAAAUUGGAUGAUCUUGAUGAGAAUCGUGGUGUGCUCAGGUUGGAGGAGAAUUCGGAUUGGUUAUUUAAUUGCACGGCGGUGACUCUGCCUUUCAAUGUCUGUUCUCUGUUAGCAUUGGGACCUAAAUUCAUAGCCCCACAAAAAGCAAAGAAUAUCUCUUUCUUGGAAAUUUUGAAGGACGUGGAGAAUAUAGUCCAGGAGGAAGCUUCAUCAGAAAUAAGAGACGAAAAGCGGGCUUUAUGCUCGAACAUUAUAACCAACUUCAUGAGUAGAACUUGGAUUGAUAGAUCUUUAAGACCAAUUGACCAUCACCUAAUCGAUUUGGUCAAAGAAACCAAAGUUUUCCUGAGAAGUCAUCCAGAAAUAAUUAUAUCCAAGGCAGACAAGGGAAAUCGAACCGUUGUGUUAUAUAAGUCUGAAUAUGAGGGAAAAAUGGUAACCAUCGUCGAAGAUGAAAACACAUAUAUGCUUCUAAUUAGGGAUCCUACCAUCUCCCUCCAGAAAGAAGCCAACAAAAUUAUUUCAUCAUUAUUUAGGAAGAAUUACAUCUCAAAGGAUCAGAAAGAUUCUUUAUCGAAAUACAACUGCGUUCCUCCAAAACUUUAUGGACUAUGCAAGAUACACAAGCAGGGUUUUCCUCUACGCCCAAUAGUUUCUUUUGUUGGAUCACCUGGCUAUAAUAUUUCUAAGUUUGUUUCUAACAUCCUAAGUAACCUUAACCCGAUGUUUACUUACAGUAUUAAAAACUCAACAGAAUUGUUGGAUCGCAUUGGGAACAUCGUCGUCCCCGAUGACCAUGUGUUAAUUUCUUUCGAUGCUGAAAGCCUCUACACAAAUGUCAAGAAGGAGCUUGUUUUGGAGCUUAUUCGAAAAUAUUGGCAUCUCCUGGAGGACUCAACUAGCCUGGAUCUCGGAAUUGUGGUGGAACUGGUGGAAUUCUGUUUCAGGUGUAGUUAUGUCAGCUUUAUGGAUUGUUUUUACAGACAAAUUUCAGGUUGCCCUAUGGGAGCUCCCUGUUCAUCUCUAUUUGCAAUACUCGUCAUGCAUUUCAUUUUAUCAGAGGUUCAGAGAAGAUUGGACUCCAUAUUUCUAAUUUUACUAGUUUACGUAGAUGAUAUCUUCGCUAUUAUCCCAAAAGAUUCUGUUCAACGCGUCCUAUCGAUUUUUAAUUCUAUAGUUCCUGAGAUAAAUUUCACCUACGAGUUGGAGGACUUGAAUCAUUCCCUUCCAUUUUUAGAUGUCCGAAUUUUCAGAGAUCUAGUGGGUGGAAGGCUAUCAACUGAUCUCUACAGAAAACCAACGAGCACUAGUAGGACCAUAAACUUCAACUCGUUACACCCCUUACAUCAAAAAAUAAAUAUCAUCACACAGUCUAAAUUAAGGAUUACUAACCUUUGCAGUGUUGAGUUCAGAGAAAAGAACUUCACACAUUUGAGAGAAGACUUACAUAAAAAUGGCUAUCCUGCCCGACUCAUUAAUAGUGUAUUGAACUCUCACACUCCUAACCCUCGGAGAGAAAACGCACCCUCUGAACAAACAAACGUGAAACACUUCAAACUGUUGUCCGUUCCUGGUUUGUCUAGUCAACUUAAAUCUGUCCUCAACAAGGAGAACUUUAAAAUAAUUAGUUAUUCUAAGAACACUUUGAACAACUUGGUGUUCAGUUGUCUCAAAGACAAGACUCCAAAAAAAUUCUUGUCCAAUGUCAUUUAUAAGAUUAAGUGUUGUCACUGUGAGAAAUGCUAUAUUGGCACAACCAAGCAGCACCUCACCAGUAGAAUCUCGAACCACAGGUCAUCGUGUACGACAAUUUCGAAUCAGAGAACAGCUCUGGUUGAACACCACCUCGCAACUGGACAUUCAUUCGAUUUUAAUAUAGAUAAUGUAGAGGUUCUCCACAGAGAGGACAAUUAUAGAAAAAGACUGUUCGCUGAGAUGUUUUAUAUUAAGAGAUCCAACAGUUGUGUGAAUUUCAGAUCGGACCUGGACAAUUUGAGUUCAAUAUACAAUGUAAUAAUUAAUAGAUGCAAUAGUUGA